CUUGCCAGACUUUUGAUUGUAACUGAGUCAUCACUUCCCGUAGUGGAGGCAAUUCUUAGCUUUCGGCAGUUAUGUUUCCCACUGAAAAUAGUUUUUUAGGAUUAGCGAUGGAACAGUAAUUAGAAAAGUUAAAGUGUAGCCUACGCUCUUUCUAAUGACCGGUGAUAUUACCUUGUUAAAAUUCAAGCGACGCUGACACUUUGAGAUAUACGCCACGAGCCUUUCCUCCAAGUUACUAAAAACUUGGACGUGUUGUUUUUUCUUUCGGAUGAGGAAUAAUUACAUGUGCGAUUAUUUUAUCGUAUUAGGUUCUACCAGCUUUUCCCUUCUAAGUCAAACACAUGGAUGGCGUCUGAGUGUUACCUUGUAUCUUCACAGUCAAAAGUGCCAGGAAGAUGGCUCUCCAAAAAGGUUCCACCCCUGUACACUCACAGGGAUGGGAAUUUAAACUGCAGAGUAACCCGGCCACUGUUCCGAGCCUGGAGAUCAAACUGGGAGCUUUAGUAAUGCUUCUCUCCACCACUCUGCUAUGUGGUUUCAUACCACUGUGCAUUGUCAGAGGAGCAGGGAGGUGCAAUGUAGCCCCUGCAAUGCGUCACAGAGUGCUGAGUUUGGUGAGCUGCUUCGCAGGCGGAGUGUUCUUUGCCACCUGCCUCUUGGACUUGGUGCCUGACUAUCUAACUGACAUCAAUGAUGCAUUCCGUAGCCUUGGCAUCACACUCCAGUUCCCUCUGCCUGAGUUUAUCAUGGCAAUGGGGUUCUUUCUAGUCUUGACCCUGGAACAGAUAGUCCUGGCCAUAAAAGACCAAUCACAUGAUCCCUCUGAGGAGAGACGAGCCCUAUUGGUGGACCCAAGUGUCCAAUCAUAUGACAGAGACGGUCCAAGACAGCACCAUCACCACCAUGGUAGGGAGGAGUUUGGGGGCUCCAGGAGUUCAGAGGAGGGGAUCCAUCUUCAUGUGGACCUCAACUCGCAUUCAGCCAUCCGGGCCUUCAUGCUGGUCUUCUCCUUGUCCCUGCACUCUGUGUUUGAGGGUUUGGCAGUGGGCUUGCAGGAAGACAACCAACAGGUGUUAGAAAUAUGCCUAGCUUUGCUACUUCAUAAGAGUAUUAUCUCCUUCAGUCUGGCCCUCAAGCUGGCCCAGGGCCAACUACGACGGGCAGCAGUGACAGGCUGCAUCCUGCUUUUUGCUGUGAUGUCCCCAUUGGGCAUCGGGCUGGGCAUUGCCCUAACCGAGACCAAGUCUUCCCCCCAACACCAGCUAGCAAGAGCCACUUUAGAGGGCCUAGCAUCAGGCACCUUCAUCUACAUCACCUUCAUGGAGAUCUUGCCCCAUGAACUGGGCUCCCCUAAGAAUCGCAUCCCCAAGGUGGCGAUGUUGCUUACUGGGUUUGCAGUGGUCACAGGCGUCCUUUUUAUCAAACUGUAGGUAGUCCUGAACUCAAGUCUACCAAAUCUGAAUAAAAUAACACUAGGAUGCGAUGCCAAAGAAGAAAGAUAAUGCAGAUUGUCAAAUUUGUGUUCAUUAGUAUGGCAUUAGAAAAUGCUACAACCACAUUGUCUUGUGCAACACAAAAAUGCAGAUUUGUCUUUCAGAGGUCACACCUGAAGUCACAAAAAAAUCACACCUGUAAUACUCAGAAAAAAUGCCAAAUAAUGUGGAUAUAGAAUUAUUUCUAAGGGUGAAACAAUGUCUUUUUAUAUAAUUAGGCCAAUUAUACUUUUUUCCAAUUUACUUAUUGACAAUUAGAAACGAUCUAUUUUUAUGACCAACAGCCAAUUUACAACAAUUGUUCAAUGAUAGUUAAAUAGCCUGAAAAAAGAGCAAAUAAUUAAUAUAUAUAUAUAUGAUCUAAUUUGUUCAAUUAAUGUGUCUUUAUGAUUUUUUGUAUAUGAUUUAUAUGAGUUGUGAUAUCUUUAUGUCCAGUGCAUUUGUAGCUACAAUACAGUUGGCAUGUACAAUGUAAAUGCUGUAUUAAUUGAAUGUGUGGUCUUUGAUUCGUUUUCAUUCUCUUGCAAUUUGUUGUCAUGUAGCUUCAUUAUCAUUGUAGCCUGUCCUCACUGAAUAUUUGAUUAAACGUUUUCACUAAA
Hypomesus transpacificus is the source of this 2092-nucleotide messenger RNA. RefSeq names its product zinc transporter ZIP1-like. The transcript is spliced from 4 exons. Gene Ontology annotation, molecular function: zinc ion transmembrane transporter activity. Bases 396 to 1430 code for a protein of 344 amino acids. The record is from RefSeq and is a predicted model, not a curated record. NCBI's taxonomy places the organism in Eukaryota, Metazoa, Chordata, Actinopteri, Osmeriformes, Osmeridae. Gene Ontology annotation, cellular component: plasma membrane. Gene Ontology annotation, biological process: zinc ion transmembrane transport.